Messenger RNA from Pediculus humanus corporis (human body louse), 2769 nucleotides. Its product is annotated as F-box only protein, putative. The record is from RefSeq and is a predicted model, not a curated record. Gene Ontology annotation, molecular function: protein binding; zinc ion binding. Gene Ontology annotation, biological process: ubiquitin-dependent protein catabolic process; regulation of apoptotic process; protein ubiquitination. Bases 1 to 2769 code for a protein of 922 amino acids. The transcript has 12 exons. Lineage: Eukaryota; Metazoa; Arthropoda; Insecta; Psocodea; Pediculidae.
AUGCCUAGUGCUUCGUUUACUUCAACACGUUCUUAUGUUCGAAGAUCCCGUAGGAAAGGAGUAAAUCGAAUUCCUAUUCCAUCUCGUACGAAUGCAGAACAAUGUGAUCUGCCAGGUCAGCCUCCCAGUGGAGCAGCUUUGGGAUCUGGUGGGAAUUCAGCAUCUUCAGUAGCUGCAGGAAAUGCGUGUACAAGUGCUGCUACUCCUUCUACUGCUGGUUUACCAUCGGGCAGCAAUCAUAAUCCACCAUAUGAUUUAAGAAGAAAAUCUCCUCCACAUGCUCAGGAUACUUGUCCAAGCACCAGUGGAUCUUCCUCUUCUGCAUAUAUGACAUCAAUGCUUCCUGCUAGGAAAAGGCCUCGCAGGUCUUGCCCGUAUUUGGGUGAGGAAGUAGAAAAUAAUUCUGUAUCAGGGACUUCCAAUCAGGCAGCUCACUACCUUCAAUAUGAACUGCCUGAUGAAGUAUUACUCACUAUCUUCAGUUACCUUCUUGAACAAGAUUUGUGUCGUAUCAGCCAAGUAUGUAAACGCUUCCAAACAAUUGCCAAUGAUAAUGAGCUAUGGAGGACAUUAUAUCAAAAUGUGUAUGAAUAUGAUUUGCCACUGUUCAACCCAGCUCCGUGCCGUUUUGAGUUUGUGAAUCCCGUCGAUUCUGAUCACAUAAAUCCUUGGAAGGAAAGUUUUCGUCAUUUGUACCGCGGAGUUCAUGUCCGACCCGGUUACCAGGAGAAAACUUUCCGAGGCCGAAAUAUAUCUUAUUUUGACACUGUUCAAGGUGCUUUGGAUUACACUGAAGAACAAAGUUCAAAUGCUGCUGGUGGAGAUGAAGAAGCCCCAGGAGCAUUAAUAUUUCUUCACGCUGGAACUUACAGAGGAGAAUUUCUCGUUAUCGAUUCAGAUGUAUCAAUUAUUGGUGCUGCUUCUGGCAAUGUUGCUGAAUCUGUCAUAUUAGAACGUGAAACCGAGUCAACUGUAAUGUUUGUGGAAGGAGCUAAAAAAGCAUACGCGGGUCACUUAACUUUAAAAUUUUCUCCUGACGUGACGUCUACAGUCGCUCAUCACAAACAUUAUUGUUUAGAAGUGGGCGAAAACUCGAGUCCAACGGUUGAUCACUGUAUAAUUCGAAGCACUUCAGUCGUGGGAGCAGCGGUUUGCAUUAACGGUGUGGGGGCCAAUCCAGUCAUAAAGCACUGUGAUAUAAGUGACUGCGAAAACGUUGGUCUCUAUGUAACAGAUUUCGCUCAAGGAAUCUAUGAGGACAACGAAAUCAGUCGCAACGCCCUCGCUGGAAUCUGGGUUAAAAAUUAUGCCAAUCCAAUUAUGAGGCGUAAUCACAUUCAUCACGGACGAGACGUUGGAAUAUUUACAUUUGAUAACGGAUUGGGAUAUUUUGAAGCUAACGAUAUUCACAACAAUAGAAUAGCAGGUUUCGAAGUGAAAGCUGGUGCGAAUCCAACGGUUGUUCACUGCGAAAUUCAUCACGGACAGACGGGUGGCAUUUACGUUCAUGAAAACGGUUUAGGUCAGUUUAUAGACAACAAAAUACACUCGAAUAAUUUUGCCGGAGUGUGGAUAACUUCGAAUAGUAAUCCAACCAUACGAAGAAAUGAAAUAUACAACGGGAACCAAGGAGGAGUUUAUAUAUUUGGUGAAGGUCGUGGGCUAAUUGAACAUAACAACAUUUACGGAAACGCUUUAGCAGGCAUUCAAAUUCGUACUAACAGCGAUCCGAUCGUCAGGCACAACAAAAUUCAUCACGGUCAACAUGGGGGAAUAUACGUUCAUGAAAAAGGCCAAGGUUUGAUUGAAGAAAAUGAAGUUUACGCCAAUACUUUAGCAGGAGUUUGGAUCACUACCGGUUCAACCCCUGUUCUUCGCCGUAAUCGUAUACAUUCUGGAAAACAAGUCGGAGUAUAUUUUUACGACAAUGGACACGGAAAAUUGGAAGAUAAUGACAUAUUUAAUCAUUUGUAUUCUGGUGUUCAAAUUAGAACCGGUAGCAACCCCAUUAUCAGGGGUAAUAAAAUUUGGGGUGGUCAAAAUGGUGGCGUACUAGUUUAUAAUGGAGGUUUAGGACUUUUAGAACAAAAUGAAAUUUUCGACAAUGCAAUGGCCGGUGUUUGGAUUAAGACUGAUUCGAAUCCUACUCUUAAGCGCAAUAAAAUUUUUGACGGUCGUGACGGAGGGAUUUGUAUAUUCAACGGAGGAAAAGGUAUUCUCGAAGAAAACGAUAUAUUUCGAAAUGCCCAAGCGGGUGUUUUGAUAAGCACUCAAAGCAUACCGAUUCUAAGAAGGAAUCGGAUUUUUGAUGGUCUUGCCGCAGGAGUUGAAAUAACGAAUAACGCGACAGCCACUCUUGAGUACAAUCAAAUAUUUAAUAAUAGAUUCGGAGGGUUAUGUCUGGCAAGUGGAGUCGAGCCUAUUAUUAGAGGAAAUAAAAUCUUUAAUAAUCAGGAUGCCGUCGAAAAGGCGGUGAGCAAUGGGCAAUGCCUGUAUAAAAUUUCCAGUUACACAUCAUUUCCCAUGCACGACUUUUAUAGGUGUCAGACAUGCAAUACGACUGAUCGAAAUGCCAUAUGUAUUAACUGCAUAAAAACUUGUCAUGCUGGUCAUGACGUUGAAUUCAUUCGUCACGAUAGGUUCUUUUGCGAUUGCGGUGCAGGAACUUUAACGAAUCAAUGUCAGCUUCAAGGUGAGCCUACUCAAGACACGGAUACCUUAUACGAUUCGGCAGCACCCAUGGAAUCGCACACUCUCAUGGUGAAUUAA